Cryptomeria japonica (Japanese cedar) is the source of this 894-nucleotide messenger RNA. RefSeq lists its product as uncharacterized. Gene Ontology annotation, biological process: interstrand cross-link repair; protein ubiquitination. The coding region runs from base 1 to 894 and encodes 297 amino acids. Gene Ontology annotation, molecular function: ubiquitin protein ligase activity. Gene Ontology annotation, cellular component: nucleus. The record is from RefSeq and is a predicted model, not a curated record. Lineage: Eukaryota; Viridiplantae; Streptophyta; Pinopsida; Cupressales; Cupressaceae. The transcript has 3 exons.
AUGAAGUCCUGGGCUUUGACAGAAAAUGAAGUCCCUUCGCCAUUCUACGAAGAUGGGUUUUCUUUCAUGUCCUCAUUCGUAAAGAGCCCCCAAAAACAGCAACCGAGCAAUAGCAGAAAGCGGUCUAGUAAGCGCAGAAAGAGGAAAAACAAGGGACGAGUCAGUUUGGAACAUUAUAACAGGGGAUAUUAUGAGUAUGGGUUGGGUCCUGGACCUAGCGUUUCAGAAUGUUUAUCUUCUCGUCAGAGAAACUACAAGCAAAAAUACGAGCAAAAGCUGUAUGAUUUGGGUUUGCUCGAGGUCGAGUUUAACCAUGUUCUGCAAGAGAGGAAGAGAAUUUCCAACGAGAAGCUCCGAACGGAUGAGAUGUUGCAAGAAACAAACAAGAUUCUUGAAAUUCGUACGAACAAGUGUAAUCAAUUGGAACAAGUGCAGAAAGAAUUUGGUAAUUUGAAAGUUGCUCUGGGCUGUGUUAUUGAAGAUAAUGGUAGAGUAUUGAAAGAAAAUGACAAGCUAUCAGAUCAAUUGAAACAAGCUGAUGAGAAAGUAGCACAUUACAUGCAGCAAUCUGAUCAGCUUAAAUGUGAAUUGGAUCUUGCUGCUCAAGAUAAAAUGGCAGUUUCCGAGGAGUUAAUGAAGACUAAGAAUUUGUUAAAACAGAAGGAGAUUGUUGAGGAGUUGAGUGGCAAAGAUGAAAAAGUUUCCGAUUGCCUUAUUUGCAUGGAGUCAUGCGUUGCUACAGGCGAUCAUAAUACUUGCUCUCUUGCCUGUGGCCACUUUUUUGGAAGGUCAUGCAUAGAAAAAUGGAUUAAGGAAACUGGUGCUAAGAUUUCUAAGUGCCCAGUAUGCCAGAGAAAAGCAAUCCUAGGUGACAUUAGAAAUCACUAUACAUGA